Molecule: messenger RNA, 849 nt
Organism: Vespa mandarinia (Asian giant hornet)
Lineage: Eukaryota; Metazoa; Arthropoda; Insecta; Hymenoptera; Vespidae
Product: mitochondrial inner membrane protease subunit 2
Cellular component (GO): mitochondrial inner membrane peptidase complex; membrane
Molecular function (GO): serine-type endopeptidase activity
Source: RefSeq, a predicted model, not a curated record
AUUUUUCAAUACUUAUUUGGCUCCCCUGAUUGUAACCUUUUUGGAUAUCAAUGGAUCUUCUUUUCGUACAUAUUUGACAUGAAUACAAGUCUAAGAAAAUUUUGGUUGAAAUAUAACAUAUAGGCAAUAUUAAGUCAUUUUUGAAUAAUAUAUAUUAUACAAAGAAAUUUUAAUAUAAUAAAAAUAUUAAACUUGAAAUAAGACUAUUUAAUCUAGUAUAUAUGUAUAGUGAUACAUGAGAAUACCACAUUUUUUACGCAGUGUCCUAAUAGGCAUCCCUGUUGGGAUUACCUUCUUGGACACAGUAGGAUAUGUGGCAAAAGUGGAAGGAAUAUCUAUGCAACCAGCCUUAAAUCCAGAUUUAAAUAAUCCAGAUUAUGUUUUUCUAAAUCGUUGGGCUGUACGUGGUCAUGAUAUUCAACGAGGUGAAAUAGUAUCUGUGAUAUCUCCUAAAGCACCAAGUCAAACAUUAAUUAAACGAGUUGUAGGAGUUGCAGGUGAUAUUUUACAUACACGUGGAUAUAAAGUUGAUUAUCUUCAGGUUCCAGAUGGACAUUGUUGGUUGGAAGGUGAUCACACAGGUCGUUCAAUGGAUUCAAAUACUUUUGGACCAGUUUCCCUUGGUUUAAUUACAGCAAAGGCUACUUGCAUAGUCUGGCCACCUAAUCGUUGGCAAUAUUUAGAAGUUUUUAUACCAAAUCAAUGUACAAUAUUGAAUUCUAGAAGAAGUUAAUAAAAGUGUAAUAUAAAUAUGAGGGCUGUCAGUUUCGUUAAAAGAUUACAGUGGGAAUUACCAGGUACUAUAUGUAGACAUGGACUAACAAUAGGAGAUGUCGAUAAUGAUGGAGA